This is a messenger RNA of Oxyura jamaicensis (ruddy duck), 1527 nucleotides long. It is a transcript of the gene FAM3B, whose product is annotated as FAM3 metabolism regulating signaling molecule B. Lineage: Eukaryota; Metazoa; Chordata; Aves; Anseriformes; Anatidae. The record is from RefSeq and is a predicted model, not a curated record. The transcript is spliced from 8 exons. The coding region runs from base 134 to 841 and encodes 235 amino acids.
CUGGUGGCUGCCCGGCCCGUGCCCGGCCGCAGAGGAAGAGAAGGCGGAGGAGGAGGAGAGGGAGGAGGAGGAGCUGUUGCGCGGGACGGCGGCGGGCAGGGGGCAGGCAACCAACCCAUCCCCGUCCCGAAUAAUGUGGCAGAGCCGGCAAACUAUUGUGAAAUUAUCAGGGCUUGUGUUGGCAUCACUGUUGGCUUGGUACGUGGGAUACUUCUUUGCUGUUCUUUUAACCGAAGACUCAAUGUCAACAUCUAUUGCUUAUCUUCAAGACAUUGGAAAGAAACCAGUGUUGAAGGCUCCAGCUCCCAAAAGGCAAAAAUGUGAUCACUGGUCUCCCUGCUUACCUGGGAGCUACGCCUAUCGGAUUCGUAGUGGCGGUGGCAGAGAAAAUCUGGCUAAAAUCUGUUUUGAGGAUGAGCUGAUUAUAAGUGAAGAGAAGGGUAAUGUUGGAAGAGGUAUAAACAUUGCCAUUGUGAAUUAUCAAACAGGAAAAUUGGUAUCAGCAAAAUUUUUUGACAUGUGGGAAGGAGAGCACUCAGAAGAGAUGGCGACUUUCAUCAAAAAUGCACCACAAGGGUCCCUGCUUUUGAUGGUGACUCAUGACGAUGGAAGCACCCGGUUAAAAAAUGAUGCCAAAACAUUAAUAGAAGCCCUGGGAAGUAAAGAAAUACGGAAUAUUAAGUUCAGGUCAAGCUGGGCUUUUAUAGCUGCCAAAGGCUUCAAGCUGCCAGAUUAUAUCCAAAGAGAAAAGAUAAAUCACUCUGACAAUAAGAAGAACAGAUACAGUGGCUGGCCAGCUGAAAUUGUGAUAGAAGGCUGUAUUCCAACAAACUUGAUCUGAACAAAUGUAUGCCUCAUUAAUUAAAAUACUUAUAUGUUUUUAUAUGUAUGAUUAGUGGGCUGCAUCCAGAACCCAGUAAGCAUCUGAACAGCAGCUGUAAAAUAAGUCAUAUGUACAGUUUUCACCUUUGCUUUCAACUGUGAGGUUUUUCUCUAAUCUGAAAACAAAUAGGUAUUUUGAUGACAAGUGAAAAUAAAAUACUCUCUGUUUUGGUAUUAUAGUGCUCAGGAAAUCAGUUGUAAACUACCAGGAUUACUGAAAGUGAUUGUACAUUGUCCUUAGUAAUUUGUUAGUUAUUUGUUUUCAAUACAUGUUUUCUUUUGGCCCCCUUUAAAAACUAAUAUAAAAUAGAACUUGGUAUAGCUGGUAAUAUAAAAUCACUAGCAAUGGAACAAGUUGUUUUGAUGUUAAUUUAUUAGUAACUUUGCUUCUCUUCAGAAGAAGUAAGGAAAAAGCUGUUAUGUUUGUUGAUCUGUUUUUGGUAAUGUUAACGAUAUAGAAUAAUAUUGUUAACAUGUAAAGAUAAGUUACUUGAAUUAUUUUAGUAAAUGUAAGCUGCAAAUUUACUUGGUUCGUUUUAUUUUCCCUUUCUGUAUGUUUAACUUAAUUUAAAAGUUUGUACUGACUUCAUGCAAGCUUAAGUGUUAUUCAUGCUAACUGGAAUGAAACACAUAUGUGAAAGGAAA